Messenger RNA from Closterium sp. NIES-65, 2493 nucleotides. The record is from the annotation of a GenBank genome assembly. Lineage: Eukaryota; Viridiplantae; Streptophyta; Zygnematophyceae; Desmidiales; Closteriaceae.
AUGAAGGUGCUUCGCGCUUUCCUGCUGCUGCUCUGUGCGCUCGCGGUUGCGCACCUGGCGGCCGCGGCGGAGUUCAACCCCGCUCUCGCUACUCUCGCCGCAAGCCCCGACGACAGCCUCCUCGCCACGGGCAAAGCGCUCGCAGAUGACGCAAGCGAGGACGCGGAUGUGCUUAUAACGAACCGCGCUCUUGCGGAGGAGGGCGAAGAGUCGCGCCACAAUGGCGCUGUUCGCGUGCUGACGGAGGUCGACCUGCUCUCCCUGCUGGCGGAGGGGGACGCUUAUGCUGACGUGGCGGACUCGCGGAGGAGCCUGAAGAAGAGGGGGAAGAAAUGCAAGAAGGGGAAGAAGGGAAAGAAAUGCUGGAAGGGGAAGAAGGGGAAAAAGAAUGGCGGCGCGGUAGCAGCACCCGGUGGGGCGGGGGCGGCACCUGGUGGGGCGGCACCUGAGGGGGCGGCACCUGAGGGAGCGGCACCUGGUGGUGCCGACGCUGGCGGGGGUUCAGGUGCGGCUGCGCGCAGCAUGGCGGAGGUCGACAUGCCCUCCCAGAUUGAGGAGGGAGAUGCUGAUGCUGACGUGACAGACAUUCGCAGGAGCCUGAAGAAGAAGGGGAAGAAAUGCAAGAAGGGGAAGAAGGGGAAGAAAUGCAGGAAGGGGAAGAAGGGGAAAAAGAAUGGCGGCGCGGUAGCAGCACCCGGUGGGGCGGGGGCGGCACCUGGUGGGGCGGCACCUGAGGGGGCGGCACCUGAGGGAGCGGCACCUGGUGGUGCCGACGCUGGCGGGGGUUCAGGUGCGGCUGCGCGCAGCAUGGCGGAGGUCGACAUGCCCUCCCAGAUUGAGGAGGGAGAUGCUGAUGCUGACGUGGCAGACAUUCGCAGGAGCCUGAAGAAGAAGGGGAAGAAAUGCAAGAAGGGGAAGAAGGGGAAGAAAUGCAAGAAGGGGCAGAAGGGGAAGAAAUGCUGGAAGGGGAAGAAGGGGAAGGAACCCAAGAAGGGCAUGGAUGGGCCUCCUGCCGCUGCUGGCGCUGAUUCAGCCGCACCGAGUGGGGGCGAGGAGGCGGGGUCUGAUGGCGCGGCUGCUCGCAGCAUGGCCGAGGUCGACCUGCCCUCCCCGCUGGCGGAAGGCGAUGAGGAUGCUGAUGGCGAUGCUGACGUGGCGGAUGUGCCGUACUCUGGUUCCUCUCGCACACGCCCCCUCUCCCCUCCCUCCACCUCUCCUUCACCCAUCCCUCCGUCAUCCCCCUCCUCCGCCGCCCCUUCUCCCUCCCCGCCUGCUCGCUCUUACUCUCCUCGCUCACCUCUCUCGAACUCUCCCUUCGAGGCAAGACCCACGACUAUAAAGUCAACAACUGGCACGAGCCUCCACUCCCUCACUCUCGGGCGCGGCGCGUGGCGAUUCGACAAGUCCUCCUGCGUCGCGGCUCCUUUGUCCCGCUCAAUAACGAGCCUCACCCUCCGAGCCAACGACGCCAGGGGCCCGAACCUCAAAGCCCUGGCGGAAUUCACGCCGCAACUACACGAGUUUACCUUUUAUGAGCCGGAGAGUCUCGCAUACGGGGUGGUAUCCGGCCCUGUUUACCUUAAACUGGAUUUCCCCCGCAUCCGCCGCCUCACCUUCCGCUUCGUGCAUGACGAGCUCAAGCUUCGGCUCUCUCUGCCACCCGCGUUCACGUCGUUCCACGCGUCCGCGAAAACCCUGAUUCUGAACUGCAGCUCCGCCAGCCCGUUGGUUCUCGACCAGCUGUUCCUCUUCGGGAAGACGAGGCUGCAUAUCUCAUCGUUCGCCGUUGGAUCUGUCCGCGCGCUCUACCUGAACGGUCCGAUCAGGUUCUACCCGACAUGGCCGAACCCGUAUAUUCUUAAGAAGCGGCAGGGGUUUGGAAUGUACUCCGAGAUGCCGCCGCCGCCUUUUCCUUGGGCUGACUGGCUGCGCGCACUAGCGCCGACAACGGAGGUUCUUAUAGCGAGGCACGAUAUCCGCCUCGACUCCUGCGGAGUGGCCGGGCCGCGCCUGCAGAGCCUCGCGAUCGUCGUGGAGUGCGACUGCGCGAGGGCGAAAGCGGUGCCCGGCGAAGUUACCCUAGAAGACGCGGUGCGAACAGACGCAUCCUACUCCGUGCGGGAGAAGCGGCGCGAGGAGUAUUGGGGGAGGAUGCGCGAGCAACGGCUGGAGGAGGACCGGCAGGACGAAGAACGCAUGUCCGGCAAGUACACGACGCGCUUCCACACUGGCCCCUUCGGCAACCAAGUGGCCUCGGGAUCGAAGAUCGACAACGACACUGAGUACGAUUACGAGCCGAACGAGGAUGAGCGCUGGGAAAGCAGCUACGAAGAGUACGCAACCAAGUAUUCCCUGGAACCUCCGCUCAUCGAGGAUCUGAAAUUCGUCUUUUUUCCGACCAGCAGGCGCGCGGAUGCGAACCUGCUGGGUGCGCUGCAAGCGGCGUAUCCUAGCGUGGAAAUGUACUGUGCUGAGGGGAGCUCUUGGUAUUGA